CAUGGCGGUGCAACAUGGCGGGCUUCUUGGAAGAGGACCCGCCCCCUCUCUAACAAUAAAUGGCCCAUUCCAAGCUAACGAAAAUAACACAAAGAUCUUAUUUUCAGUCCUGCUCUGUGUCUCCUCAAAACACAUUUGUCACCCAGAUGACCGUCUGCCUCACCUACUUGCCCAGGGUCUUUUCAGUUUACCUUCUCACCUUUGUGCUCAAGACCCAAUUUUGCUGACUGAAACAUCUGGCGAGCCUCAGGAGCAGUGAAGUGUCUUCAUGGCAGUUCGUCGAGGACACAUUAAGUACUUGAAAGCUGACCUGCAGGAGGUGUAUGACAUGUCGAACGGUUAUGAAGACCACAUGGGAGGGGACGAGGGGAAGGACGCCAAGACCAACCUGAUAGUGAACUACCUGCCUCAGAGCAUGACGCAGGACGAGCUGCGGAGCCUCUUCAGCAGCAUCGGAGAGGUGGAGUCUGCCAAGCUGAUCCGAGACAAAGUCGCAGGCCACAGUUUAGGGUACGGAUUUGUUAACUAUCUUAACCCUAGUGAUGCAGACAGAGCUAUCAGUACACUGAAUGGACUAAGGCUACAGUCCAAAACUAUCAAGGUCUCAUACGCACGACCCAGCUCUGAUACAAUAAAGGAUGCUAACCUGUAUAUCAGCGGCCUGCCCAAGUCCAUGACCCAGAAGGACGUGGAGGACAUGUUUUCACGUUAUGGCCGCAUCAUUAAUUCUCGUGUACUUGUUGACCAGGCCACAGGUACGACAGGUGCGUCCCGUGGGGUUGCUUUUAUUCGGUUUGACAAGCGGGCAGAGGCAGAGGAUGCCGUCAAAAACCUGAACGGCCAAAAGCCACCCGGGGCCUCUGAGCCAAUCACAGUGAAAUUUGCUGCCAACCCAAACCAGGUGAAGAACACACAGCUCAUCUCUCAGCUCUACCACAACCAGUCCCGGCGCUUCGGAGGGCCCUUACACCACCAGGCACAGCGGUUUAGGUUCUCCCCCAUGGGUGUUGAUCACAUGGGCAGCAUGGGAAGCGUCGGCGUCCCCGGGAACUCCACCUCCGGCUGGUGCAUCUUCAUCUACAACCUGGGCCAGGACGCCGACGAGAGCAUCCUCUGGCAGAUGUUCGGCCCCUUCGGCGCCGUCACAAACGUCAAGGUGAUCCGAGACUUCAACACCAACAAGUGCAAGGGUUUCGGCUUCGUCACCAUGACGAACUACGAGGAAGCGGCCAUGGCCAUCGCCAGCCUCAACGGCUACCGGCUCGGAGACAAGAUACUGCAAGUGUCCUUUAAGACCAGCAAAGGCCACAAGUAGAGAGGGAGCUGGACAAUCAGGUGUAGAGGAGAGAGGGGAAUAACCUGCACCGGGCUUUUAUUGCAGACAGCAGAAAUACAUGUUUGAAAAGUCUGGCCAAUCAGUUUGGGUUUUAGUGUAUUCAGAGUUAUGAGAUGUUCACUCUUCUGCACCUUUGUACUUGUCUAAAAGAGUGUAGGCACAGUUCGUUUUGACUUUUCUCCUUUUUUGUUUUUGUGUUUUUGUUUUUUGUGAGUUUUUUUUUUUUUUCUUUUCUUCAUACUCAUGUUCGAGGACACUCAGUAGUUUUCAUUUUUAGGGGGAGGAUGGAGAGGGCAAAAUCUCAACAUACUCCCAAGAUAAGUUUUGACCUAAAAAGCUAAAAUACUGUCCGUAUGUGUUUGCAUGUUUAACUGUGAGGACUUGAUAAAGGAGGCAGGCCUGUGCUGCUUUGGCACAUAGUUCUUAGCAGCGCACUGAAA
Messenger RNA from Thunnus maccoyii (southern bluefin tuna), 1776 nucleotides. It is a transcript of the gene elavl1a, whose product is annotated as ELAV like RNA binding protein 1a. The record is from RefSeq and is a predicted model, not a curated record. The transcript has 8 exons. NCBI's taxonomy places the organism in Eukaryota, Metazoa, Chordata, Actinopteri, Scombriformes, Scombridae. Gene Ontology annotation, molecular function: RNA binding. Bases 269 to 1315 code for a protein of 348 amino acids. Gene Ontology annotation, cellular component: ribonucleoprotein complex.